Endocarpon pusillum Z07020 is the source of this 1662-nucleotide messenger RNA. RefSeq lists its product as uncharacterized. The coding region runs from base 1 to 1662 and encodes 553 amino acids. The record is from RefSeq and is a predicted model, not a curated record. Gene Ontology annotation, molecular function: oxidoreductase activity; FAD binding. Lineage: Eukaryota; Fungi; Ascomycota; Eurotiomycetes; Verrucariales; Verrucariaceae. The transcript has 4 exons.
AUGAAGUAUCUUUCACUUCUCCUCCUUUCCCUGCUCCCCCGCAGCAUUACCUCAGCCUCCAUUGGCAUCCGUCAAACCCUAGAAGCAUGCACGCUGCAGGCGCUGACAGGGGCUGAUGCUGCGGAACGGAUAGUUACACCACAGGAUGACACUUAUACUGAUGCUAGGAUGGGGGAAAAGAUCCAAUUCGAGCAGUUUCCUGCCUUGAUUGCAUAUGUGAAAGAUGCUAGGGAGGUAGCACCCUUGAUCAGAUGUGCGCAGAGCACCGGCACCAAGCUUGUUCCGCGGAAUGGCGGUCAUCACCUACAAUUUCGCAGCCAAUUUUCAUUUUCUCAACGUGGUGAAGCUAAUUGUCGAUACCUCGAUCCCAGUUUCCUGUCUUAUUCCGCCCUCAACAACACCCUCGUUGUUGACCUCACACACUUGAAUUAUGUCGACGUCUCGCCCGACCACAGCACGGCCAGAGUUGGUGCUGGAAUUCGUCUCGGCGCACUUUAUACAGCCUUGAAUGCAUACAAUACAUCAUGGGUGGGAGGUAUCUGUCCAACGGUUGGGUUGUCAGGCUUGUUAUCUGCAGGCGGUUUCAAUAUGCAGAUGCGCGCUCUCGGAAUUUCCGGCGACCAUGUUCUCUCCGCCCAAGUAGUACUCGCUAAUGGAACGAUGUUAACUGCGUCUGCAUCAUCCAACCAGGACCUUUUCUGGGCCAUCAGAGGCGGUGGUGGCGGCACAUACGGCAUUUUGACCGAGUUUACCUUGAGACUGACACCUCUACCUCGUUCCGCAAUGGUGGCAAUUCAGUGGAACGAAACCGAUACCCGCUUCGACGUUGCUAAACGGUUCUUGGACUGGGCUCCGCGACAGCCCAAGGAAUUCACCUCGCAGAUCAAUGUCUACAAGAGCAAAGUGCAAGUCUUAGGCUGGUACCUCGGCGGCACCCAACAGCAGCUCCAACGGCUCGUCAACGAUUCAGGCUUGCUCGAACUCGGGCACCCUCAAUCCCAAACAGCGGGGAACUGCAACACGGAUAACUCCCGCAUUUUUGGCUACAUCACCACCGAAUGCCUUCCCGAUGAUAAGGUCGACUCUUCAAUCCUAAAUGUUGUCCCAGAGGCUUUUGCUCCAUACGAAAACUCCCCACAAUUCAUCUACGAUGAAAUUCCCCUCUCAACAUCUCGCACGACCGCAUCACCUUGGCCUCGUUUCCGCCGCAUAAACAAAUCCUUCUUCGUACAAAAGGAUAAUCUUCUUAGUGAUGACGUGCUGCGUGGUGUGGUCGAUCGCAUCGGACAGUUGGAAACCGAGGCGGAAUUGUGGGCCGAAUGGCACGCUUGGAAUAUCUCAGAAGCUGGAGACAACGCAUUUGCAUGGCGAGAGCAGGCAUAUGCUCACUUGCAGUUUCAGGCCCACGGCUCCAGUGAUGCCGCAACGCAGCAGAGGUAUUUGGAGUGGUUUGCGGAUUUGGAAAGGUAUCUGAGGCCUGUCGUGGGGCCCGCUUCUUAUACUGGUUAUAUGGACGACACCAUCUCCGUCGAACCGUUGGAAUCGUACUACGGCAAAAAUAUCUGCCAGCUGGUUGAUGUUAAGAGAAAUUAUGAUCCAGACAAUUUCUUCACCAACCCACAUGCUAUUCAGCCUACCGCGCCGACAUUCACUUCUUGUUGA